AUGUCCGCAAUUGGGUCUACCUUCUCGAGAGCUUUCAGUAAAAACUCAAUUUACCUGCUUGCAGGUGCCACGACGGCCGUUGGUGCUGGAGUAGCAUUCAACAAGUACCAAAAUAACAACAGAAACAACAGUCGCUGGAAAAUCUGGGCACCUUUGGCAGCUGGCACCGGUCUUCAUCUAGCAGAAGUCCAAAAAGGGCCCGAGGACUACCAAAAAAUCUACAAUGCCAUUGCUACAAAACUGCGGGACGAAGACGAGUACGACAACUACAUCGGGUACGGACCAGUGCUUGUGCGUUUAGCGUGGCACGUUUCGGGAACAUUUGAGAAAAGCGACAACUCUGGUGGGUCGUUCGGUGGCACGUACAGAUUCAAAAAAGAGAUGAACGAUCCUUCCAAUAAGGGUCUGCAAAACGGCUUCAAAUUUUUGAGCCCCAUCCAGAAAGAGUUCCCUUGGAUUUCCCACGGCGAUCUGUACACCUUGGCCGGCGUCACCGCUAUUCAGGAAAUGCAGGGACCCAAAAUUCCCUGGAAGGCCGGCAGAGUCGACCAGCCAGAAGACAAAACUCCAGACAACGGAAGACUACCAGACGCCAGCAAGGACGCCAGCUACGUGAGAAAUUUCUACAAGCGUAUGAACUUCAACGACAGAGAAGUGGUGGCCUUGUUGGGUGCGCACGCUCUUGGCAAAACUCACUACGACAACUCUGGUUUCGAAGGUCCAUGGGGUGCAGCAACCAAUACUUUCUCUAACGAGUACUUCAAUAAUCUACUAAAUGAAAACUGGAAACUGGAAAAGAACGAAGCUGGUAACAUGCAGUAUAACAACGACAAAGGCUACAUGAUGCUUCCUACCGACAUGGCUUUGGUACAAGACCCUAAUUACAAGAAAAUUGUCAAGGAAUACGCUGAAAAUGAGAAAGCUUUCUUCAGCGAUUUUUCCAAGGCCUUUACCAAACUGAUAGAAAACGGUAUUGAAUUUCCUAAGGAUAUCAAGGCUACGACUUUCAAGACGCUAGACGAACAAGAGUAA
Lachancea meyersii CBS 8951 is the source of this 1032-nucleotide messenger RNA. Lineage: Eukaryota; Fungi; Ascomycota; Saccharomycetes; Saccharomycetales; Saccharomycetaceae. The record is from the annotation of a GenBank genome assembly.